Messenger RNA from Vigna umbellata (rice bean), 1438 nucleotides. Its product is annotated as lipase 1. The record is from RefSeq and is a predicted model, not a curated record. NCBI's taxonomy places the organism in Eukaryota, Viridiplantae, Streptophyta, Magnoliopsida, Fabales, Fabaceae. Gene Ontology annotation, molecular function: hydrolase activity, acting on ester bonds.
UGCAGCAGAGCAGAGGAUCACAGGUGGAUGCAUUUGGGGGAUGAUGGGGAUUCAGAGGUUCUUCCUCACUCUCGCCAUAACACUCUCCAUACUCUUCGGAAAUGGAAAGCCCGUUCUCAGCUUCGACGGCGGUGGUAGCCACCAAAAACAGCAACCCACGCUGUGCCAAGAGCUCAUUAUCCCCUCCGGUUACCCCUGUUCCGAAUAUACGACUCAAACGAAGGACGGCUUCUUGUUAGGUCUUCAGCGCGUAUCUUCUUCUUCUCUUCGUCUUGGGAACCGUGGAGAACGAGGUCCUCCGGUUCUGCUUCUGCAUGGCUUAUUCAUGGCUGGUGACGCAUGGUUUCUAAACACUCCCGACCAAUCACUUGGCUUCAUACUUGCAGAUCAUGGUUUUGAUGUUUGGGUAGGAAAUGUGCGUGGGACACGUUGGAGCCAUGGGCAUAUAUCUUUGUCGGAGAAGAAUAAGAAAUUCUGGGAUUGGAGCUGGCAGGAAUUAGCCCUGUAUGAUGUUGCAGAAAUGAUCAAUUACAUCAAUUCAGUAACAAACUCAAAGAUAUUUGUAGUUGGGCAUUCGCAGGGGACAAUUAUAUCUUUUGCUGCCUUCACUCAACCGGAGAUAGUAGAAAAGGUUGAGGCAGCAGCUCUUCUAUCUCCAAUAUCAUACUUGGAUCAUAUCAGUGCACCUCUUGUACUUAGAAUGGUUAAAAUGCACGUUGAUAAGAUGAUUCUUUCCAUGGGUAUUCAUCAACUAAACUUCAAAAGCGAAUGGGGGGCCAAUCUCUUGGUUUCCUUAUGCGAUACCCGCCUAAGUUGCAAUAACAUGCUCUCAUCCAUAACAGGGAAGAAUUGUUGCUUCAACGAGUCACGUGUGGAGUUUUAUCUUGAACAAGAACCUCAUCCAUCAUCCACCAAAAACUUGAACCACCUUUUCCAGAUGAUCCGCAAGGGAACCUUUUCCAAAUAUGAUUAUGGACAGCUAAAAAACAUGAUAGAGUACGGCAAGUUCAAACCACCAAAGUUCGAACUUAGCCGUAUACCCAAAUCAUUGCCUCUGUGGAUGGCUUACGGUGGAAACGAUGCUUUAGCAGAUAUAGCUGAUUUCCAGCACACACUCAAGGAAUUGCGAUCCACACCGGAGGUGAUUUAUCUUGAAAACUACGGUCAUGUUGACUUCAUUUUAAGCUUGCAAGCAAAACAAGAUCUUUAUGACCCUAUGAUUAGUUUUUUCAAGUCAACCGGAAAAUUUACUAGCAUGUAAAGUUUGCUUCCUUCCGGCACGAUGGAUGUAAUACAAUAGUCUGUGGGUUCAUAAAGUAUUAGACUUUCUGUAUAGUCAAAAUGUUAAUAUUGUGUGGGUGGAGUCCACUCCACUCCACCCCACCUGUAUUCUCUGUGUAAAGAAUUUACAGAUCCAUGAAAAUUGGCAUUGCGUGGU